UUCCAAUUGUUCCCCCAAUUCAGCCAGAAAACGCGUUUCGUGUCCUCUUUGGAUGGUGAGGAAGUGUACUACGGCAAAGACUCUAACCACUUGCACACACACCACGAAAAGGGCAUCACUCCCACAGCGAACACCCGAUAACGACGGAGCGAGUCGGUUUGCGCCGCAGUCGGUUUGAGAAGACUUCCGAAGUUCCGGAAGAACAGGUGGUUGGAUUUUAGGGAGCUGGGGAACCGAACCUGCUACGAAGAAGGGGCGACGAACAAACGAAACAGGAGACCGAUCAACGAUAACGCAAAACGAAGACGAGAGAAGACGACUAAACAGCGGCAGGGCUGAUAACAACAGUGUUGAUAGUUGGGAAAUUGAUCGGGGAUUGUUGUUGAAAAGAGAGACGGGCACGCCCCCGGAGAAGCUAGGAUUGAGCUCCCUUUGCGAUGUCGCUCAACAUCUUUCGCGUGCUGGGGGAUUUCUCCCAUCUCGCCUCCAUUUUCAUCUUGCUGCACAAGAUCCAGCAGUUGAAGAGCUGCUCGGGUAUUUCUUUCAAGUCGCAGGUGCUUUACAUGCUGGUUUACAUUACUCGAUAUCUCGACCUCCCCUGGACCUCCUCCCCCUACAACUUCAUCUUCAAAGUCCUCUUCAUCUCCUCAGAGCUCUACAUAAUCUACCUCAUGGCCCGGGCCUACAAGCCCACCAACGACCCCAACCUCGACACGUUCCACGUCGAGUUCCUCCUCGGCUUCGCCGGCCUGCUCGCGCUCUUGUUUCCGUACAAGUACACGAUCCUCGAGGUGUUUUGGGCGUUUUCCAUCUGGCUCGAGUCGGUGGCGAUCCUGCCGCAGCUGUUCAUGCUGCAGCGGACGGGGGAGGCGGAGGCCAUGACGGCGCAUUAUAUUGCGGCGCUGGGGAUGUACAGGGCGCUGUAUAUCCCGAACUGGAUCUAUCGGUACUUUAGCGAGCCGACGCACAAGGUGGACACGAUUGCGGUGACGGCGGGGAUUUUGCAGACGAUUUUGUAUAGUGAUUUCUUUUGGAUUUAUUAUACCAAGGUUAUGAGGGGGGAGAAGUUUAAGUUGCCUGUUUAGGGCCAGCAAUAACCAAGGAUAUGGUGGAGGGGAUUGCAGAAGGGGGCGAAAGAGACAGGUUGGGGGUGAUGGCAAGAGGGAAAGUUAACGAGAGGAGGAUAAGAAAAAUGCAAUGGCCUAUGAGAUACGGACACUUGGGUGGGCGGGCUGGCGUUAGGCGGGGGGAGGGAAAAGAAAGUGUGGUUGUUAUUUUUACGUGUAUGGGGUGUAAUUCAAAUGCUGGUUGGUUCUAAGGAUAACGGGAAUGAAUGACAAGUGGCCGGCGUGUUGUGUGGUCGACAAGUAUGAAUAUCCUUUUUUGCUUUUUCACAUUGUAUAUACAGUAGGGGUAUAUUGCAGGCAGGUGGUCAAGGGACCGAGACUUAAAAUGGAAAAGCUGACUGGUUUUGGAAGAGGAGAGUGAUAUAUGGGUGUGUUCGAGAACAAACCGGG
Molecule: messenger RNA, 1517 nt
Organism: Podospora bellae-mahoneyi
Lineage: Eukaryota; Fungi; Ascomycota; Sordariomycetes; Sordariales; Podosporaceae
Gene: ERD2
Product: endoplasmic reticulum retention protein
Exons: 4
Coding region: 438-1085 (215 amino acids)
Biological process (GO): endoplasmic reticulum to Golgi vesicle-mediated transport; protein retention in ER lumen
Cellular component (GO): endoplasmic reticulum; membrane; cis-Golgi network
Molecular function (GO): ER lumen protein retrieval receptor activity
Source: RefSeq, a predicted model, not a curated record